AAUAACAUCGCAAACAACACCACAGAAAGAAAAACGAAGGAACGGCCGUACGCGAGCACCCGUUCCCACGUUCCAGUGAAAUAAUUGUGCUUCAGAAGUUGGCCAAUAAUAUGAAAACCAGCAUCCCCUCAUGAGAAAGGAAACAGAGUGCUAGAAAUUGUCCAUUCCACCCGACAGUGGGUUCGUGUGUGUGUGUGUUUACAAAACAAGGCUCACUCCAGCAUCGUAUCUAGGAGGCCAGGAAAGUCGGCAGCAUCCGCAAGAGGGUAGCGCAACGACGGCACAAUGGUGGCACGCGCGGGACGAAGCCGUUUCUUCGCCUGCCUGGCGCUGCUGAUACUGAUGGUCGGCUUCGUGACGAUGUUCCACAGCUCGCAGCAGCAGCUGGAUGAGCUGCGGCAGCUAGGGCUGCGGUGCGAGCAGCAGCAGAAAUCCGUCCAGGCCCAGAUGGAGGUGAUCGUCGACCAGAAGCUGCGGCUGGAAAACUCGCUCGAGUCGGAGCGCAUGAUCAACGAGGCGAACCGGAAGGAGCUGAAGCAGAAGGCGAAAGAGGAGCAGGAAGAGCACAGCAAAUCCUCGAUGGAGGCCAACAUCCGGUACGCUUCGCUGCAGCAGCAGUGCAACCUCGUCAAGAGCCAGCUCGGCGACGUAACGGAGGAAUGCAGCCGCAGCAAGAAGCAACAGUCGGAGGAGAUCAACUCGCUCCGGCUGAAGGUGUCGGAGUUGCAGGGCAAGGUGCAGCGGUACCAGCAGGAGUCCGCCAACGAUGUGGAGCAUCUGAAGGCACAAAUAGUGCAACUGAAGAGCGACAAGCUCAACCUGGAGGCGACGCUGCGCCGCCAGCUCGCCGACAAGGAUCAUGUGAUCGAGCAGAUGCGCGAUCUGGCGACCAAGAUGGAGAAGGAGAACGCACACUACCUCGAACAUUGCAAGCUGCCGGCGGAGCAGCAACCGAAGCAGCACCACCGCUACCGGGACGUGCUGGAGGCGCUGUCCAGGGACGCAGCGAAAGUGAACGCCCUGCCGGCGCACAGCUUCAACGAGCAGCUAUCCGUGAGUGAAGACUUGUACCGCAUACCGAUCGCGUUGAAGGUCCGCCACCUGGCCGCCCCGGCUGCCAACUCCCCCACGGUAUCUAUCGGUCUGUCGCCCUCAACCCUAUCUCCCCCUUCCGCCACUAACCAACGGUCCGACGGCAUGGUGGUGCCGCGGGCCUCCGAGGAGCAGGAGACGCGUGUCAUCGCCAAUCCGUUCGAUGUCGUGCCGCGUGCGGCGAUGGAUCCGGAACGACGACGCGAUGAGCCCGGACGCGCUCCAACUAACACUGCCGGUGGCGCCAGCGUCCUGGACGCUCGCACCCCGCCCCAUCCGCCCCUCGAUGGUGGUAUCAUUAAUUCUGUGGAAAAUUUUCAGAUCAUUCCAAAGCCGCUGCCGGCGGUCGGCGCUCCGGACGGCGCCCAAGCAAGCAACGUGCUGCAGGAGCCCCAGCUAAUGAAGACGUCCACCUCGGUGUCGACCAGCGGAAAGCGGUCGUCCGACCGUAACCUGCAGCUGCCGAUACUGGCCGCGCCGACCGUUCUGCCCGGCCCGUCCCUGGAGCAGUCGAGCAAGCGGAGCAACGGCAACGGUCGGGCUGCGUCGGAUGGCGGUGGUGGAACACUUUCAGCGAGCAGCGGUAGCACCAGUACCACCACUUCCACCACCACCACAACUAGCGCACCGGUACGCAAGGCGAACCGAUCGGCCGGUUCGGCCGCACGGAAACCACUGAGCAACCGGCACACCAAGCAGGUCCCGGUUGGUAUCGUCCCGUUCCCCGACAUCAUGCCCGAGCUGGAGGAAAACAUUAGCGAAAACAUCCUGGACAAUCGGUACGCCAACGUGGCGGCCGAUGCUGCUGCUGCCGGUGGAUCGACGGGAGGCGGCGUUGGCCGUGCUGGCGCAGCAGCCGGUGCCGCCAGUUCGGUCGCCAUGGCGAAAAAGAGCCCAUCGGACAAGCGCGGCGCAGUGGGCGGUGAUUUGAACUUUCUGAACGGUGGCGGUGCAGCCAACGCGGGCGACGAUAACGGGGCGCACGAGGUGCAGGAUGCCGAGACGAGGGUAAAACGGCCGGGGCACGAUACGGCCGACGGUGAGCGUGGUGCCGACGGUGGAUUACCGGCCGGCGAUGACGAUCAGCUGGGCGUGGGCAACGAGAACAAUCUCAACGCGGCCGAAGAGGACACGAAUUUGUAUGAUAAUGCAAACGAUGCGGGUGUCGGUGGAGUCGCUCCCAAGGCACCGUUCGGUGCGGACCACCACCAUCAGCUCGAUUACAACGAUGUGAUGGUGCCGGGGCACGGUAUCGGUCGGCGCAUCGGAGCGAAGCGGCGUGAAGGGGGGGCCGCCGGCGGUGGACUCGAUAGCAAGGGCGGCAUUAUCGACCGGUUGGGCGACAAGCUGAUCAACGAAAUUGCCCACGACCACGGCAAGGAGGGCGACAAUUAUCCGAACGAAAUGGAGGAUCUGCAUUUGGUGGGAAAUGAAGCUGAGGAGGAGGAUGUGAGCGAUUACGAUGAUCCUACAGCACUGAAACAGGGACACGCUGAGCGUAACUAGAGGCCCGAUGGACUGCUCGGUCGCCUGCUGUGAACGUUCGCCAACUGACUGAACUGAACAUGAAGCUUUGCUUAGCAAAAUGUGCAUAGCAGUGGGAGAGAUUUAGGUCAAAUCAUGCUCUGGGAUGGUUCAGUGAUCAUCAUAACCCUCCCCCUUCAUCGUACCUCGAGACUAGGCAAGAAUUCCAUUCAUUAACAAUCAAGCAAAGACUCCAACUUACUCAGCAUACCGCAUAGCGAGCGCGGUAAAGGAAGCAAAUUCAUCACACCGUUUCCAGUUUCCAUUUUCGUUGUACUUGUUAGAUGUUUGCACACCAUCUUCGUUAGAAAUAAUUGCUUCCUUUAUCUAUCUCUCUCCCUCGGCUCUAAACCCUGCGCAAUUUUAUGGAAAGUGCUUCAAGAUCCCAACUCAAAUAAGCAGUAGUGAGUAUCGUAUAGAUGCUCUAUCAUUGUAUUAGCCAAUAGCAUUUAAUGACACCACACAAGAGUCAACUACCCCAUACAAUCAGAGCCACCAAUCACCACUGCUUCCAAUACUCGUCCCUCGUCAUCCCAAUUCAUCCAUUGAUAGAUCUCUAUAGUUUCCAUACUUUUGUUUCUGUUUUUUAAAGCUUUCGUCGAGUGUGUGUGUGUGUGUAUUGGUAUCACGCGCAUCUGUUGAUUUUUCUUGUUAUCUAUGCUAACGUCACCAACAAAUGCCAUAUUUGUUCCUUCCUUGUUUUAAUUUAUGUUUAAACUAAUCUGAAUGUCUUUCCCGAUAAAAAUUGUGCUAUCGACAUGCUGCGACGAGGGGAUUCGGUUACUCAAAGGUAGAUAAUACUCAAGAGGAGGAUAUGAUGGUACUAAAAGCGUUGAAGGCGAAUCAGGAUCUACUACUUAAGCGUACACAUUUGGACAAUGUUUUAUGACGAGGCUACUUACUCAAUGCGCAAAACAAAAACGCCCAACGAACGAACGAACGGUACUUAUUAACGUGGUACCGUUGUGUACGGUUAGGAAAACUCAAAACUCAGAAAAGCCCUCUCUAUCCCUCUCUCUCUCUUUGUCGUUUCUCGUUUAGUGAUAAUGCUGUAAGAAGCAAGACAUCUGUUAGUUUGUAAGGUAGGGCCCCGAAGCGAUCGAGCGAUGUAUAUUGUAUGUGAUUGAGAUGACUUUUCCCCGUGCUGCAGGUGCACACAGACAGAGCACAAAUCAGCCACGAUUUUAGUGCAAGUUGCAAAGCCACGGGAACCGAAGGAAGCCGAGACCGUUUGACUGGCUUCAUGAACUUUUGGGCAGCAUAGUGUGUAAGACGGUAAAUUGCAAGAAGAUAUAUAUAUUAAUUCAAACGUACUGGUUAGUUGUAACACAACAAAAAAGGAUCGUAAUAAAAUUGUAUUACUUUACGAAACGCGGUUCGAGUAAAUGA
Messenger RNA from Anopheles coluzzii, 4005 nucleotides. RefSeq lists its product as uncharacterized. Bases 286 to 2598 code for a protein of 770 amino acids. The transcript is spliced from 3 exons. The record is from RefSeq and is a predicted model, not a curated record. Lineage: Eukaryota; Metazoa; Arthropoda; Insecta; Diptera; Culicidae. Gene Ontology annotation, cellular component: Golgi membrane; Golgi apparatus.